AUGGCAAGCCUUCUUCCCAUGGGCGUCUACGCUCUCCAAGUGCCCGCCGGCAUAACCAUGCCUGCGCAGGUCGAAUGGCCGGGAACUAUCCGCAUCACCAUGGCCGCCCUGGAUCCCAGCGCCGAGCCAGACCUCGACGCAGCCACAGACGUCGCGCACCCGCGCGCUACCCUCAAGAUUAUCCGCACGCCUGAUGGCGAUGACGAUGACGAUGGCGACGAGGACUACGACGAGGACGACGUUGAGGCCAUCAGGCAGCGUCUUGGAGGUGCUCUGUCCGACGACGAGGACGACGAGGAUGAAGACGAUGAAGAUGAUGAGGAAAAGAACGGUGGCCCAAGUGAUCCCGCCAAGACCAAGAAGGCCCGAAAGGAAGCCGCUGUCCAGCAACUCAUCGACUCAAUGAAGGAUGACCAAGAGAUGGACGACGCGCCGAACGGUGUCAAUGGAAAGACUGUCAACAAGGGCAAGGCCAAGGCUACAGACGAGGAUGAGGAGGAUGAUGACGAUGAAGACGAGGAUGGAGAGGAGGUGCAAGAGUUUGUCUUGUGCACUCUGGACCCGGAGAGGCACUACCAGCAGCCCCUGGACAUCACUAUCCGCGAACACGAAGAGGUCUACUUCCACGUCACUGGAACGCACAGCAUCUACCUGACCGGCAACUACGUUGUCCCACCCAAUGAAGAGGAUGACGACAACGAAGACGAGGAAGAUUACGAUCUCUCACCCGAUGAAGACGAGCUCGAGUAUGGCGACGAAGAGGAAGAAGAUGACGAGCUUGACGGCCUCGAGGAUCCCCGAAUCAUGGAAGUCGACACCGACGAGGAAGAACCCCCCAAGCUGAUCGAAGCCAAGAAAGACAAGAAGGGCAAGAACAAGCGUCCAGCCGACGAGUCCGAGGAAGAUGUCGGCCUCGACGAUCUGAUCAGCAAGUCGCUCAAGCCAGCCGAUGCCGCCGCCGCCACGAACGGCGAGCAGAAGCUAAGCAAGAAGCAGCUCAAGAAGCUCAAGAAGAAUGACGGCCAGGCCGCCGCUCCUGCCGCUACCGUUCCCGUGCCAGCGGACGAGAAGGCCAAGAAAGACGCAGAGAAGGGCGCUGUGAACGGCAAGGCAGAUAAGAAGGUCCAAUUCGCCAAGAAUCUUGAGCAAGGCCCGACCGGCUCACCCAAAGUCGACCCCAAGGCCGAUAAGAAGGCCGACAAGAAGGCUGAAACAAAGGAUGAGAAGCCCGUCGCAACAACAGGCAUGAAGAUUGUCCAGGGCGUCAAGAUCGAGGAUAAGAAGUUAGGUGCCGGGCCCGCAGCCAAGAAGGGCAACAAAAUUGGCAUGCGGUACAUUGGCAAGCUGGAGAAGGACGGGAAGGUCUUUGACGCCAACAAGAAAGGCAAGCCCUUCACCUUCAAGCUCGGCGCCGGCGAAGUCAUCAAGGGCUGGGACAUUGGUGUCGCCGGCAUGGCCGUCGGCGGUGAGCGCAGAAUCACGAUCCCGGCUCAUUUGGCGUAUGGCAGCAAGGCUCAGGCUGGCAUCCCGGCGAACUCAACACUGGUGUUUGACAUCAAGAUGAUCUCGCUGGACUAG
Molecule: messenger RNA, 1578 nt
Organism: Coniosporium apollinis CBS 100218
Lineage: Eukaryota; Fungi; Ascomycota; Dothideomycetes
Exons: 4
Coding region: 1-1578 (525 amino acids)
Cellular component (GO): chromatin; nucleolus
Molecular function (GO): peptidyl-prolyl cis-trans isomerase activity; macrolide binding
Source: RefSeq, a predicted model, not a curated record